This is a messenger RNA of Chlamydomonas reinhardtii, 2276 nucleotides long. RefSeq lists its product as uncharacterized. The record is from RefSeq and is a predicted model, not a curated record. Gene Ontology annotation, cellular component: ubiquitin ligase complex; cytoplasm. The coding region runs from base 181 to 1887 and encodes 568 amino acids. Lineage: Eukaryota; Viridiplantae; Chlorophyta; Chlorophyceae; Chlamydomonadales; Chlamydomonadaceae. The transcript has a single exon. Gene Ontology annotation, molecular function: protein binding.
CACUGCAGCGUUGGCACUCAUCGGCUCCCGCGUCAAUUGCUGUUAUUGCGAAUGUGAAUGUAACUUCCAACGCGCUCAUAUAGCCUGCGCGGUCCACCCUAGCAACUAUUUCUUCACACACACUUUCAGCUUCUUCCUCACUGCCCCGCGCCCAGCAAUUCGCAGUGCCCGCCGCAUGCCAUGGGGCGGGCAGAUCCAACUCCCUCCGCACCCGCUUCCCUUCCCCCCGACCCCUCCGCACCCCAAGCACCCCAACCCCCACGGCCUGAGCUACGGCCCCCUCAAGCCGCAGGCUUGUACUUUGUGUGCGGCCACGCAGUGCUGAAGCUGCUGGGCGAUGAGGUGGAGCUGGUGGCGGGAAGCAUACAAGAAGAAGGCGAAGCAGACGGCGAGGGCCCAGCGGCCCGUUUCCAUUUGCCGCACGCGCUGGUGUCCGACGGCGCCGGUAGCCUGUUGGUCGUCGAUGAACGUGGCAGUAAGCGCAUCCGGAGGCUGCAGCUUCCAGCAUCAUGGCGGUGUGCAGGUAUCGCAGCUGCCGCCACGGGUGGCACGGCGGCAGGUUCCCGCAUGCCCGCUGGCACGGCCGCAGCAGCGGGAGGGGCAGUAGCAGCCGCAUCGGCAGUCACGGUCACAACUUUGUUGACAGACGCACCUGACUACCUAUACAGCGCAUCCCGCGUGCCAUCGCAGCCGCAGGAGCAGCAGGGGCCCGCUGCGUGGGGUGGCCAGGGGAAAAGCAACGGCAACAACACUAGCAGCGGCGGCGGCAGCAGCGAAGGCGGCGGCAUGAGUGGCGGUGGCAUGAGUGGCGGUGCCGUCGGCGGGUGGAUGGUGUACACCGUACACGACGGUUUCUACCGCCUGCCGCUCCCACUGCCGCCGCCGCAGCCUGUCCCGCCGGCACCUGCGCCUGCAGCUGCUGCUGCUCCCGGAGGCGCGGCGCCACCACUGGCCUUGCAACGCCUGGAGCUGACUGAUGCCGGUCCGGGCGCGGGGGCUGAGGUACCGUUUAGGAACUUGCGGGGCUUUGAGCACGCUAUGGACGCCGAAGGAUCCAUUUACAUCGUGGAUUCUGACCGCCUUUGCCGCGUGUCAAUAGGAGGCCGUGUAGAGACGCUUGUGACGGGGUUGCCGGAGCGUGCUUCAUGCUACGCCGUCCUGCCAAACGGGUUCCUGGCCCUCGGCGAAGGCAGUCUCAUUCUGCUGGACCUCGGGUUGCAGCCGCUACUGCCACAGAUGCCUGUUACAGCAGCAGCAGCAGCGGCUGUAGCUGCGCCGCCGCCGCCGCGCAGCCUGCCCGCCGACCUGGGUGCGCUGCUGGACGCGCAGCCCGACGGCACCGCAGACCUCACCGUCCGUGUGGGCGAGCGCCGCUUCCACUGCCACCGCGGCAUCCUGUCCGCGCGCUGCGACUACUUCAGGCAGCGGCUGGUGGGCGACGGCUUUGCGGAUGCGCGCGCGGCGGAGCUGGAGCUGCCGGAUACGGACGCCGACGCCUUCGCGCUGCUGCUGCGGUGGCUGUACACUGGGACCGCCACCAUAGCGGUCGAUCAGGCGUGCGGCGUGGCUGAGCUGGCGGACCGGCUGCUGCUGCCGGAGCUGCUUGGUGUGGCGCUGGCGGUGGUGGCGGAGUCCGUGUCGGCCGCGACGGUGAUUGACAAGCUGCUGUGGGCCGCGGGCUGCUGUGAGACGCGCGGCGAGGGCUUUGGCGGCCUGCUGGCGCAGCUGAAGGCGUGGUACGUGCAGCACCACGAACAGGUGGCGGCGGAGGCGGGUGCCGGCCGCAAGCGCCUGGUGUCAGAGGCGCCUGAGCUGAUGAUAGAGCUGAUGGACGCGGUGGCGGUGUGGUGUACGGAUGCGGGGGCCAAGCGGGCCAGGCGCAGCUAGCGGCUAUGCGGCAUGGCUGCACCAGGACUGACGGGCUGGCUAGCUGUUCGAGAGUGUGGGUAUCCGCCGUACAUACAGUGCAUUCAUCUUAGGGCCUAGCAGCGGAAUGCAUCUUUCUUAGGGUCUAGAGCGAAGCACAGCAGGGUCUUUCUUGGCCGCCAUGGCCCGGCAGCAGCCGCAAAGCGUGCACGAGAGGUGAGAGGGAGAGGUGGAAACUACAAUCGCAUGCCGACUUCCCGUGUUGUGAGCUUCAGUUUAGGUCUGUUGGCAUGUGGACACGGUUGUUGAAGAACUCGUAGGAUGUUUUGGCGAUUAGGCCAGAAUGAAGUAGGCGCUUACGGUGGAACUUGCUGAGGCCUUGGGUACUAGUGGACGGUGUCUCGGGAAGA